This is a messenger RNA of Stegodyphus dumicola, 889 nucleotides long. RefSeq names its product astacin-like metalloprotease toxin 5. The record is from RefSeq and is a predicted model, not a curated record. NCBI's taxonomy places the organism in Eukaryota, Metazoa, Arthropoda, Arachnida, Araneae, Eresidae. Gene Ontology annotation, biological process: proteolysis. Gene Ontology annotation, molecular function: zinc ion binding; metalloendopeptidase activity.
AAAUAAAGGAAUUAAACCAGAAAUCCGUACUUCACAUUUAAAAGAUGGAAGUUUCAAGUCUGGUUUUAUGGGCACUCUGCGUCGGCAUUUGCCAUGCAUAUGCCAUGCAUGAUGACUAUUUGGGAGACCUGCCGUUGGAAAACCCGGAUCUCAUAGAAGGAGAUAUUCUUCCAGUAGAGGGAUCAAAUGAUAGAAAUGCUAUUGUUAAUACACGACAACUAUGGCCAGGAGGAGUAGUGCCGUACGUACACGAACCAGGCGUGAUUUCCUACCAAACAGUUCAUAAGGUUACUUGGCAGCAUGCGGUAGAUACAUUUGCUAAGAACACUUGCAUUCGCUUUGUGCCAAGAACGAAUGAGAAAGAUUACGUCAGAAUUUUCCUCGGACAAGGGUGUUAUUCUCAUGUUGGUAAAACGGGAGGUGCACAGCCACUUUCUCUUGGCAGGGGAUGUCAUUUUAUGGCCACGGUCUCACAUGAGCUCAUCCAUGCACUCGGAUUCUAUCAUGAACAGAACAGAUCUGACCGAGAUGAUUACAUUGAUAUUCACUGGGAAAACAUCAAAGAAGGAAUGGAAGACCAGUUCAUGAAAUUGAAGCCUCAUCAGAAUCAACUGCUGACACACUUUGAUUAUGAUUCUAUUAUGCUGUAUGGGUCUUAUACCUUUUCUAAAGAUCGUAAGAAUAAACUCAUGACCAUGACGGGUAAAGGCAACAAGUACCUACAAGAAGUGAUCCACAAGUACUACGUUAGCAAGAGUGAUUUCUUGAGGAUAAAUAUGUUAUAUAACUGCACAGAACAUUUAAAGAAAAUGUUGUAAAAUUAUUGCUUGAAUUUUAAUUUGCGUGUUGUGUUCGGUUUUCAAAAUUAAAUUCUAAUAGUAAUAAAGUC